AUGCCGACACCGCCCUCGCGGGGGGUCGAACGGUCCCGACUCGACCCUUCACCGCCCGAACCCGACCUCACACCCGGCGAUCCUCCCUUCCGAUCCGCACAGGCCCUAGCCGAGAGCCGCGCGGCGAGCGCGCGCGACUCCCCCGACGCCCCCCGCCCGCUCCCGGCGCGGCCCCGGCCACCACCGGGCGGGGCCGUGGAGCUCGGGGUGGUGGAGAGCGACGAGGCGAUGGCGCAGCGGCUGCAGCGGGAGGAGCGCGAACGCGCGAACGCGUCGUCCCGGGACGCGUUCUACCCCAACAUGCCCUACGACCCGGCCCGGCGCGCGCCCCCCCCCUCGACGGUGGCGAACGACCCGCGACCGUCGUUCCUCGCGCCCGUGCCCCACCCCGCCCCGACGCCUGCGUUUUCGUUCCCGCGCCCCCCGGGGCCCCACCCGCCGUCCGCCCCUCCUCCCACCACGGAGUCCUUAGGUCGCCGCGCGAUGAACGACGAGAUCGCACUUAACACCGGCAAACCCGAAGGGACGUGGACCGCCCCCGUCCUCCGCGACGGUUCGUAUCCGGAACCGAGUCGCGGCACCCGCGACCCCCCGUCGCCGUACUACCCGGGCGGAACCGGCUCGGGAUGGGGGGACCGACCCGGUGCUGUCGAUCCGAUCGGUGCGGCGUCCGGGGCGAACGGCGGCGGGGGUUCAGCGGACGAUGACGAGGCGCUCGCUAGGGCGCUGCAGGCGCGGGAGGAGGAGGAGGAGAGGAGGGUUAGGGAGGCCAGGAGGAGGGCGGGGGCGGGGGUUGGGGACGGUGACGCGGCGCUCGCGGCUAGGUUACAGGCGGAGGAGGACGCCGCCGCCGCCGCCGGGGCUUCCUCCGCGGGGCCCCGCGCGGGUGACGUCGUCGUCGACGACGAGGCACUCGCGAGGGCGCUCCAGGAGGAGGAAGAUCUCGCCGCCGGCGGCGGCGGCGGUUCGACCAGCCGAUUGAACCGACAUCGACGGACGCCCGCCGACUCGGUUCCGCCUGGCGCGUGCCCCGGGUGCCGCGAACAGGUGUCGGCGUUCGGUGGGUACGUCACCGCCAUGGGUGCGAGGUGGCACCGCGGGUGUUUCACGUGCGGGGCGUGCGGGGGCGCGAUCGGCGGGGGGACCUCCUUCGCGACUCGGGACGGCGCUCCUUUCCACCGGUCGUGUUACAGGGAAAAGUUUGCGCCGAGGUGCGGCGUUUGCGACGAAUUCAUCGGGUCAUCGACGGGGGGUACGAACGAAGUGGGGGAUACGAGCGUUCGUUUCAUGACGCACCCGUACUGGGGUACGGUGUUCUGCCCCGAGCACGAGUUCGACGGCACGCGGCGGUGCGACGGGUGCGACCGGAUGGAGGCAAGGGGCGGGAAGGGCGUCGCCACCGGCGGCUACGGGUCGCACGGGGUAACCCGGGGUAACCACUCCUCCUCGGGGGAGUUCGCGGAGCUCCCCGACGGCCGGGCGAUGUGCCUCGAGUGCGCGUCCACGGCUGUGAUCGACGCGGAUCACGACGGCGCCCCAUUGUACGACGACGUGUGCGUGUUUUUUUCCAAGCGCGACUUGCCGCUCCUCCCCGAGCGUCCGCCGCUUCACCUGGUGUCGCAGGACACCCUCAACGACGCGGACGACAAGGAAGGUUGGCACAGGGGUCGUACCGCGCGCACCCGGGGUUUGUGCCUGUUCGAGGAACACGUCGUGUACACCGUGGAGAGGACGCCGGAUUUCGCGGGGGGGUUCUUCCCGGUGGGUUUCAAGGAGCGGGUGGUGGGGCAGUCGAGGGGCGCCACCGUGGUCAACGCGGUGGUGGUGUUGUACGGGUUACCCGCGGUGUGCGCCGGGGCCAUCUUGGCGCACGAGUGCACGCACGCGUACAUUCGCAUGGCGGGCGGGUACCCGCGCCUGCGACCCAAGGUCGAGGAGGGUCUGUGCCAGCUCAUGGCGCUGCUGUGGGUCGAGCACGUCGCCGCGCACGGGAUCGAGACGAUGGGCGUGGGGGGCGGAAACAAGGACAAGGUUCGUUCGGGCGGCGGUUGGGAGGAGCACAACCUGGCGGCCAUGGCGGGGUUCGUGGCGAACCAGAUCAGGACGGACCCGACGGAGGUGUACGGGGACGGGCUACGAGACGCGCUGGCGGCGUACCAAAAACACGGCCUCGGGGCGGCUUUCGAGCACGUGAGGCGAACCGGGGAGCUGCCGCGGUGA
This is a messenger RNA of Micromonas commoda, 2220 nucleotides long. RefSeq lists its product with no specific name. The record is from RefSeq and is a predicted model, not a curated record. Lineage: Eukaryota; Viridiplantae; Chlorophyta; Mamiellophyceae; Mamiellales; Mamiellaceae. The coding region runs from base 1 to 2220 and encodes 739 amino acids. Gene Ontology annotation, molecular function: ubiquitin binding. The transcript has a single exon.